CAGGUGUGUUGUAACUGGGUAGACUGCUAGUGCUAGAUUAUGAGCUCAUUUGAUCUGCAGACACACUCUCCACCACGCUGCAGCCCGCAAUUUCCAAAUAUUGGCCAGGAGCCUCCCGAGAUGAACAUCUAUUAUGAAAACUUUUUCCAUCCACAGAACGUUCCUAGCCCACAACGACCAACAAACUUUGAAUCUGGGGACUACAACACCACUCCCAACCCUUACCUCUGGCUAAAUGGACCCUCCAUUACCCCACCAUCAUACCUACCAGGAUCCAACACCAGUCCUUUCAUCCCUCAGUCCUAUGGGAUGCAACGGCAGCUCUUGCCUAACAUGCACGGUUUGGGGGGUACUGAUUUGGGCUGGCUUCCUCUCCCUUCCCAAGAGGAGCUGAUGAAGCUGGUGAGACCACCCUACUCCUACUCUGCGCUUAUCGCCAUGGCCAUCCAUGGAGCACCGGAGAAGAGGCUAACACUCAGCCAGAUCUACCAGUACGUGGCUGACAACUUCCCCUUCUACAACAAAAGCAAGGCAGGUUGGCAGAACUCCAUAAGGCAUAACCUGUCUCUCAACGAUUGCUUUAAGAAAGUGCCCAGAGACGAAGAUGACCCAGGAAAAGGGAAUUACUGGACUCUGGACCCAAACUGUGAGAAGAUGUUUGACAAUGGAAAUUUCCGUCGGAAGAGGAAAAGGAAGUCUGACAUUGGGUCCAGCACAGCAUCUCUUGCAUCUGAGAAAUCGGAGGACAGUGCCUUAAGUGGCAGUCCCAAGGCUGCCGAACACCAGGAUCUCUUGGAAAGCUCCUCACCUGGAACUGACAGUUCACCUGACAAGAGAUCUUCUCCGCCAUCUUCCAGCAGUCCCUGCCUCAACAACUUCCUCUCCAGUAUGGCCGCGUAUGUUAAUGGCUCUAACUCGGUGAGCCGAUCAGUGCCUCUGGGACUCAGCGUUGAGCCCACUGACAAAAUGGGACAGAAUAUGGUAGGAUUCAAUUCAUACGCUACACUUUCUAAUAUCCCCAGCCAUAGUGGGGCAGAAUGGUCCAAUUCAAUGCCUUCCAGCCAUCUUGGCUACAGCAAUUCAGUUCUCAAUCAAUUUAAUACCCAUUUCUACAGCAGUAUCGGUGCAAAUAACACCCUGUAUCCUAGAGAGGGAACUGAGGUUUAAACAACAAAGGAGGAAAGGAUAAAUGUGUAAGAGAGGAAAUGGUCAGUUGGUAGAGGGCUGCUGUUAGCCAGUCAUCUCUGAGACCUACAUUACAACCUGCCUUAGCGGCUGAAAGUGAGAACCCCAAAACUUUUACCUAGGAGACUUCCUCAUAUCACAAACCACCACAUCUUUAGCAGCUCCACUCAUGACAGGCCAGGGACUGGAACAGCAAGGGUGUUUCAGGUGAGCUCUGUGGGGCUCUGUCACACACAGCUCCUACCUUGCACUAUUCAAUGGCCAUCCUUAAAGAACUGCCAGUUGUCUUAGGCCUGGUCUACACUAGUAACUUUUACCUGUAUAGCAAUAUCACAUAGGGGUGUGAUUUUCUUAGUGACAUUUUAAUAUCUGCAAAAGCCCUAGUACAGAUGCUGUUAUAUAAACACAAAAGUCCUUUUCUUAGUACAGCUUAUUUCAUCUGGGGAACUGGUAUAAGCUAUACCAACACAAAAGUGCUUUUUCAGGUGUGAGCAAAAGGUUUAACAAGACCUUGGUUAACUAGACAAUGUUACCUCAGUAUUUGUGCUAUUCCCUAUGUAAAUAUAUGGAAGUACUACAUAUGCUGAGGUAGCUAUUUAAGGACAACCACUGUUCCUGCCUUCACCUAUAGCUAAAGCUAUUGGCCAAAUUCUGGCAUCCUUUCAUGCCCCAAUGGGGCAUACAGCCAGGUAUGAAGACAGAAUUUGGCCUUUACGUCCGUGGGCAGACAAUUCAUCCAGAAACAGAGAGGAAAUAACAAAAAUUAGGGAUGUUUACAGUCAGAUUUCAUGUUUUCAGUUUUAAGUACAUGCGUAGGGUCAGACGCUGCUUAUCUUAUGGUCUCGCUUGCAACCUAAUGUCCAUGGGCCUACUUACGUAAGAAAAACAGGAUUUGUGCCAUGCCAUCUAUUUUACAUACCUGAGUUUUCUGGAGAAGAAAACAUGUUUGUUCCAGUGUAACACUAACGUUUGUACUGAACAAGCAUCUGAACCUUGAGUGCUUUUGUAUAGAAAGUCUAACAUAUCACUGAGCUUCAUUUCAAAGACUGCAUCUUCCCCAUGAAUUGAUUGCAGUCAUUGGGGGGAGGUAAAAACUGUUUACUGUACAUUUGUGUUUUGUAAAAGUCAAUUAAACAAUUAUGUCCAAGUGUAAAUAUUAUUGAAUAAUGCUUCUUUUUUCUCCUGAUCUCUUAAAAUAUUCUGUGUCUACAGUAGUCACACAGAAAAAUCCAAAGAUUAAAUAAAGGUUUUGCAAAAGUUCCACAACUGUAUAUUGUAAUAUACAAAACUGAAUAUUCCUCAACACAGACCUCUUCAGCUAUUUAGUUAUGCUCUGGCAAACCUUUCAAGAUGGCUGAGAAGAGAUUAAUUUUCAAUUAAUAUAUUGUGACAAACACCCUAUUGUGCCUUGAUUUUUUUAAUAUGUACUUUCGUUGCAUUUUCAUUAUGGGACACCCACGGAAGUAUUUUCAAUAAUAAAGCAUUUGUAUGUAAGUGAGUGUGUGUGCAAUGUACUUAAUGAAUUUCAAAUGCUAGCCUAGUAAAAAUCAACAGCCAAUAAGGGGAAAGUGAAUUAUUCUGAUACUUUAAAAAUUCAGCGUUAUGGUGUUUUAACUUGUGCAGUUUAGCUUGAGAAACACAAUAUAACAGCCUCCAUAAGGUCAAAUGGUUAAACAAUUGUAUGCCUAAGCAACCAAAAUUUGCAUGCCUGAAGUAUUAUGCAAAGAAAGGCCACACAGAGCCAUUACAAACAAGAAUUGCUCUUUUAGCUUCUGCACUAGAGCUAAGAGAUGCUAAUCAUUUAAAAUUAUAUAAAUUGCACUUAUUUUCCCAUAUACUAAUUGUCCAAAAAGUUACCCAAAUUAUUAUUUGUUUUUAACAUUUUUAGUUUGAUUCUCUGUGGUAUUAUUUGCAUUUUUGUUUGUUUUUUUAAUAAUAGGUUCAAUUUUGCAAUCACCGUGGUGAGAUUUCACUUGGAAUGAGCCACAGUUAAAUGCAACAUUAGCAUAUUGCAAUCCAAUGCAAAUAAUAUGUCCUGAAACAGCUGUGGGCAACAUUUCCUACAGAAAUCAUUGGUCUCAGGUCUGCAGUUUUCUGCAGAAUCAUUCAGCACACGUGAAAUGUGUUGGUGUUAGCACUAGGUUUUGGGGAGAUGUUGCAUCAUACAAACAGUCAUCCAGAAACAGUCUCCACUACGCUCUUCAUAAAAAUGAGAGGGAAAGGAUUCCCAGGGAGUGUAAGAUGGGAAAUGUAGGGCUUAAAAAGUGAUAGAUGUACAAAAAUAUGCAGAGGCAGCAUGAUGAUCCUGUUGGGAUCCAGGAAGUGGGCGGGCGAAGCCCACUGCUAAAGGAUCCCCCCCAGCCUAAGGGGGGGUCCACAGGACCUGGAGACCAAAAAAUUACGGGGGACAACUAAUAAAAGAACAGGGACAGGAGUGAGGUCAAAGGGUCAAAUGAAGUAAACCAGAUGGGGACACCGAGCAGAGAACCUCGGACAGUGCCCACUGCUCCUCGAAGGCGGCAAGGGAGCCAAUGGAUGCUGCCCAGAGGAACUCUGCCCGGAUACGUGAACGAACGGAGGACCUGAAAUAGGCCCCACAGUCACAGGAGACUCCAUCGGCUAGGCAGAAACAAAAGGAAAAUUCCAAGCCAGAGUGCCAUUCAUUUUUAUCAAUCUGCAUUGUCUAAAGUAAAUGAAUGAUUUCAUAUAGCGCCAUUAGCCUCUGCAUCAUCACUGCCUCAAAUCUGGCCCAGACUGGUAUUAACCAAAUAUCAGUUGUUAUCAGUUGAUGGCUAUUUGGCCUAUUUGUAGUGAGGUAGUGGUGUCAGCAGUACAGUUCCUUAUGGACAGGAGCCUGGCUGCAUCACAACGGAAACCCUUGUUUGGAUUAGUAGAGCGGGCUCAAAUCUGAAUGCCCUCCCUCGUGUAGAAAUAUCAGGUCAGAUGUUGAGGUAUGAUGAGCAGAAGGAGGCUAUGCAGGGGACGUUUGAACCACUGCUGCCCUAAAUGUACUCACUUUAUGAAGGAAUAAAUAAAAUAAAAUAGUUCACUCUCA
This is a messenger RNA of Malaclemys terrapin pileata, 4240 nucleotides long. It is a transcript of the gene FOXI1, whose product is annotated as forkhead box I1. Gene Ontology annotation, biological process: cell differentiation; regulation of transcription by RNA polymerase II; anatomical structure morphogenesis. The transcript has 2 exons. Lineage: Eukaryota; Metazoa; Chordata; Testudines; Emydidae. The coding region runs from base 40 to 1167 and encodes 375 amino acids. Gene Ontology annotation, molecular function: DNA-binding transcription factor activity, RNA polymerase II-specific; RNA polymerase II cis-regulatory region sequence-specific DNA binding. The record is from RefSeq and is a predicted model, not a curated record.